Alosa alosa (allis shad) is the source of this 1579-nucleotide messenger RNA. RefSeq names its product actin related protein 2a (gene actr2a). The transcript is spliced from 10 exons. Gene Ontology annotation, biological process: Arp2/3 complex-mediated actin nucleation. Gene Ontology annotation, cellular component: Arp2/3 protein complex; actin cortical patch. Gene Ontology annotation, molecular function: actin filament binding. The coding region runs from base 197 to 1510 and encodes 437 amino acids. NCBI's taxonomy places the organism in Eukaryota, Metazoa, Chordata, Actinopteri, Clupeiformes, Clupeidae. The record is from RefSeq and is a predicted model, not a curated record.
UAGUAUUAUCAGAGAUUAGGCUAGACAGGUUCUGUUAUUACUCCAUCUGGAGCUAAUGCAGCGAAACCAGACGUUUAUUUAGAUGUAUAAAACGUCAACUGUCACCGUAUUGCCAUCUGACAAAAAUACACAAUCGUCCAAAAUAUUUUGGGUGGUAAUUGGCACUAUUGAUGUUUAGUCCGACGCUUGCUGAACGAUGAGGUCACAUGCUAAACAUUCCGGAAGAAGCUCGUUGUGCAGGAGCCGGGGAUGUGUGAUUUCCGCCUCGCAGAAGAAGAAAGUUGUGCAGGGCAAGACUGCAGGUUCCCGGAGAAUCAGACAAGAAAUGGACAGCCAGGGAAGGAAAGUGGUUGUUUGCGACAAUGGUACCGGGUUUGUGAAAUGUGGCUAUGCAGGCUCCAACUUCCCUGAACACAUCUUCCCUGCGCUGGUGGGCCGGCCCAUCAUCCGGUCCACUGCCAAAGUGGGCAACAUCGAGAUCAAGGACCUGAUGGUGGGGGACGAGGCGUCGGAGCUGCGCUCCAUGCUGGAGGUGAACUACCCCAUGGAGAACGGCAUCGUGCGCAACUGGGACGACAUGCGCCACCUGUGGGACUACACCUUUGGGCCGCAGAAGCUCAACGUCGAGCCUCGCGGCUGCAAGAUCCUGCUCACCGAGCCGCCCAUGAACCCCACCAAGAACCGCGAGAAGAUCAUCGAGGUGAUGUUUGAGACUUAUCAGUUCGGUGGUGUUUACAUUGCCAUCCAGGCCGUUCUCACACUCUACGCUCAAGGUCUGCUGACGGGCGUGGUCGUGGACUCUGGUGAUGGCGUCACACACAUCUGUCCUGUGUACGAGGGCUUCUCUCUUCCUCACCUCACACGCAGACUGGACAUCGCCGGACGGGACAUCACACGCUACCUCAUCAAGCUGCUCCUGCUGAGGGGCUACGCCUUCAACCACUCGGCCGACUUUGAGACGGUGCGCAUGAUGAAGGAGAAGCUCUGCUACGUGGGCUACAACAUCGAGCAGGAGCAGAAGCUGGCGCUCGAGACCACUGUCCUGGUCGAGUCCUACAUGCUCCCAGACGGUCGUGUGAUAAAAGUGGGUGGGGAGCGUUUCGAGGCCCCCGAGGCUCUAUUCCAGCCCCACCUCAUCAACGUGGAAGGAGUGGGAGUCGCUGAGCUGCUCUUCAAUACCAUCCAGGCCGCCGACAUUGACACCAGGGCUGAGUUCUACAAACACAUCGUUCUGUCGGGCGGUUCCACCAUGUACCCCGGCCUGCCCUCUCGCCUGGAGAGAGAACUUAAACAGCUCUACCUAGAGAGGAUACUGAAGGGUGACGUGGAGAAGCUGUCUAAAUUUAAGAUCCGUAUUGAGGACCCUCCGCGACGGAAGCACAUGGUGUUCCUGGGCGGGGCCGUGCUUGCUGACAUCAUGAAGGACAAGGACAACUUCUGGCUCACGCGCGAGGAGUACGAGGAGAAAGGCGUGCGCGUGCUUGAGAAGCUCGGGGUCACCGUCAGAUAAACACACACACACACACACACACACUAUCUAUAUCUCUGUCUCUCUCUCUAACUCUAUCUCUCUCUCUCA